AUGAGCAGCGAGGGAAAUGUUCAUGGUCCACCACGAGAAGCAAACCCCCGUUUGCCGGCCUCAGACGAGGGGGGAAGCGUGCGGACCCUUGAAGACGAUGAGAAAGACUUCUUCGUACCCCGAACCUUCAUCGCCCCCGAGGAAUCUGACGCGACCAAGUCAACAGUCGAAGAGCUGGAGCAAAUCGUCUUGAUCAAACACCUCCCAGAUCGCAAGUGCCACCGUAUCUGCGUCCUGUCAACUUAUCCCCUCCGGAGUGUACUGCAUAAACCUGAGUUGUCGGGUCGAUUUGCCAAGUGGGCCAUCGAACUCGGAGAGUAUGACAUCGAGUAUCAACCUCGGACGGCCAUCAGGUCCCAAAUCCUGGCGGAUUUCGUGGCCGACUUCUCGCCAACCCUCGUGCUCGAGGUAGAGAAGGAGCUUUUAUUAAAAUCAGGCACAUCCUCCGGGGUAUGGACCCUGUUCACAGAUGGUGCCACAAACGUAAGAGGAUUUGGACUCGGUUUAGUCUUAAAGCCGCCCGUCGGCGGCAUAAUCAGGCAAUCCAUAAAAACCACAAAGCUGACUAACAAUGAAGCCGAGUAUAAGGCUAUGAUUCCAGGUUUGCAGUUGGUCAAAAGUUUGGGAGCCGAGACUGUCGAGGCAAAAUGCAACUCGCUCCUCGUGGACGGGAAGCUACCCAGGGAUCCACAAGAAUCGAGGGCCCAGCAAACCAAAGCGGCCCGGUUCUCACUUGACGAAAAUGGGGUUCUCUACAGGAGAACUUUUGAUGGUCCCCUGGCGAUAUGCCUGGGACCGGGCGACACGGAUUAUGUGCUUCAGGAGAUCCACAAGGGCACCUGCAGAAAUGACGCUGGGGGAAUUCGUCCGAAAAUGCGACAAGUGUCAGAGGUUCGCUCUCAUGAUCUACCAGCCCGGGGAGCAACGACAUUCCGUUUUAUCACCAUGGCCAUUCAUGAAGUGGGGGAUGGACAUUGUCGGCCCUUUGCCAACAGCACCAGUUGGAAAGCGCCAAAGGAAAUUGGAGAGAAACGCUGCCCGAGGUGUUGUGGGCAUAUCGGAGAACUCCAAAAUAAGCACCGGGCAAAGACACCUUUCUCCCUAGUGUAUGGCACCAAGGCACUGAUAUCGGUGGAGAACGAGGAACCAAGCGCCAGAUUCCGACACACUAGUGAGGGAUCAAACAACGAAGCCAUGUCAACGGCCCUCGAGCUGCUCGACGAAAGAUGGGAAGCCUCACUAGUUCGGAUGGCUGCCCAGAAGCAGAAAAUCGAAAGAUACUACAAUAGAAGAACGAAUCUCCGAUACUUUGGAAUCGGAGACUUGGUCUUAAUAAGGUUACCCUCAACACCAAAAACCCUAAAGAAGGGAAUCUAG
Molecule: messenger RNA, 1377 nt
Organism: Nicotiana tabacum (common tobacco)
Lineage: Eukaryota; Viridiplantae; Streptophyta; Magnoliopsida; Solanales; Solanaceae
Source: RefSeq, a predicted model, not a curated record